AAGAGAUCAACGCCGCACAAAGCUACAGUGGUGUUGUUUACUCCCGCACACUUAUCGACCCUCACGCCCAAGACGCUCCCGCUUGGUAGAAGCUCGAGUCGGGAAAUCAGGCCCGAUCUCCCACGGCACAAAUGAACCCUAUCACUCCUAGAAAGAGGAAUAGCCCCGUCGAGGAAAUCAUAAACCGGCUCAAUAACGACUACAACCUGGGCAUCCAGUGUGUCGCAGACACAACUCUCACCCCCCACCGCCGGAAGGAGCUGGCCGAGAGUGACGAGGACUUCGGUCGCCAUGACAAGAUCUACAGAGCCCUGAACUUUCUCUACUGGCGGAAGGAUGACUCCCUGAACCAGGCAGAAGCCAACUUCUUCAUCGAGGCCAAAGCUGCGAGCUCGAACUGGGUGCCCAAAGCUCACGCCGAUCCUGAUACACUUCCGUGGUCUAAGGAACCUCCGCGCGCCGCUACUGCCGGCCAACAAUGGGCAUUGCAGACUGUGUUGCUCGAGGUGCUUAAUAGGUUUAUGCCACCUCCCAACAACACGCCAGGUCGAACGUUUGGCAGAACUCUAAGCGGCCCAAGCGGCCUGAGCCGCCCAACCCCUACCAACACCAAACGUAACGAUGAGCCUGCCAAUGUCACUUUCGCUGAUCCGCCCAAACGCUCGUUGGCUCGCUCUGCCACAGGUCCUCCUAUUCACGGCGCGGCGAUACCCUUAAAGUUUCCCGAUCCAGUGAACACCGGUUCCAAACGACCAUCUCUCGAGAGUGAGAAUCUCAAUCAGUGCACCAAGCGGGCUAAGGGCAAGCUGUCUGAUAAUGUUGCCGCUGCCGCCGCCCCGCCCGUGCCUAUUGCGAGCGCUUUGGACAAGGUACCGACUCGACGACAUGCCAAUACGAGAGACCCUACGGCAACAGGUCAGGGACGAGCGGACCAGGUGGAUUCUUUCGCUACAUCUCAAGGCACUUCCUAUGGUUCGAGUGUCUUCAGCGCUUGCCGUCACAAUCAGAGCAUUACCCAGAGUAGUUUUGAGGCUCCUCCUUCACAGCCCAGGGAGAAGCGGCCUGUGGAUGCCACGGUCUUUGAGGCUGGAAACUUGAUUGAGUCUCCCAGCAAAGGAAGAACAACCAAGCCUCACAUAGAGAACCAGCCCCUUUCAUCGUCCUCCCAGGGUGAAACUUCGUUCAGCACUUACUACGAGUCGUUUCCAAGUUCCGGCGGCGAGGGCGCAAUUCCCGAGCCGAGUCGCUCAAAUGGGCUGGCUCGGGGCGAACAAAGCGCUCGAUCUCAGGUUCAAGUUCAUGCCCCGGUUGUUGCCGCUCGGCUGAGAAAUAUUUGGCCGAAAUUUCCCAAAUGGCUACACGAAGCUCCUCUCGCUGUUGCAUGGGAAGUUACCAGACUCUUUAUGCACUGCAAAGUAGACCUGGAAGACGAGAGCCUGGGCCUAAAGUACGACCCUUCCUGGUCUACCGCGCGCGAUGUCACAGAUAUCUGGAAAACUCUCUACCGGCUCGAUGCUUUCCGUGGUAAACCCUUCCCAGAAAAGCCGCCCAACGACGUGUUCGCUACCGCAAUGACGGGCAACUUUGAGAGCAAAGGUAGUGCCGUUGUUCUUUCUGCUGUGCUGGACUACAAUCCGGACAACUCGCCUACUGCGCCCCUUUACCUUGUGAAGCUGAAGCCGCUCAUGUUCGAGCAGGGCUGUCGACUCACCCGUCGGUUCGGUCCUGAUAGGUUUUUCGAGAUCCUUAUACCGUCGCCUACGAGCACCAGCCCAAGUGUACCGCCGGUGGUUAGCAAACAACCAGGUGCAGUCGAAGAAGUCAUCCAGUGGCUCACAAUGGGGCCGCAUUCCCUUGUAGGCCGCCAGUGGCGCGCUUUCUUCGCCAAAGAUGCCGGAUACAGGAAACCUCUCAGGGAGUUCCAGCUCCGCGCCGAGGAUCCGAAACCCAUCAUCAAGGAGAGAGUCCACUUCUUUGCUGAGACCGGCAUUACGUUCCGACCUGAUGUGUUCAAGACGAGAUCUGUCGUUCCGGCAGAGGAACCUGUGCAGCAACGGACCGAGUUCAAAGUUAGUCAGAUGCUGGACUGGCUACUGCAACUCGACAACAACACUUGGCAGCCGCACCUCAAGUUGUUCUCCCGUAUCCAGCUCGGUCUGAGUAAGACAUAUGCCAUUAUGACAUUGGAGCCUCACCAGAUCAGACACCACAAGUCCGAUCUUCUUUCACCUUCAGGCACUGGCGAAGUGAUGAAUGACGGUGUGGGCCGCAUGUCGCGAAGCGUGGCCAAGAGAAUACGCGAUGUUCUCGGUUUGGGUGAUGUGCCCUCUGCUGUGCAAGGGCGGUUCGGUUCGGCCAAGGGAAUGUGGGUUAUCGACGUUGACGACACGGGCGAUGAGGAUUGGAUCGAGACAUACCCGUCCCAGCGCAAAUGGGAAUGCGACUUUGUUGAUAAACAUCAACGUACCCUCGAAGUCCGGAGCGUGGCUUCUGAAUUGAAGUCAGCUGGUCUCAACCUGCAGCUGUUGCCUGUCCUGGAAGAUAGGGCCAGGGACAAGGUAAAGAUGCGCCAAGCAAUCGGUGACCGUCUCAUCAACGAUUUGCAACGACAGUUCACCGAGCAAAAGCAUGCUUUGAAUCGCCCGGUGGAAUUUCGCCAAUGGGUUUACGAGAGUUAUUCCAGUCGCGCAACUCGAGUCAGCCAUGGCCGCGUACCUUUUCUUGCUGGGCUCCCUGACAGUCAAGAAGAGACACUGAACUUCUUGAUGAACAGUGGGUUUGAUCCCAAGAAGCAAAAGUACUUGCAAGACAUCGCCUGGGAUCUUCAAAAGCGGAAGUGUGACACGUUGAAGUCCAAGUUGAACAUCCGUGUCGGUCGAUCAGCAUACAUCUACAUGAUUGCCGAUUUCUGGGGUGUGCUUGAGGAAAAUGAAGUUCAUGUCGGAUUCUCCUCAAAGUUCAGAGACGAGGAGGAGUCUUUCACGCUUCUAUCGGACUGUGAUGUCCUAGUGGCGCGAUCCCCAGCCCAUUUCCCUAGUGAUAUCCAACGAGUUCGAGCAGUCUUCAAGCCAGAGCUUCACAGUCUCAAGGAUGUGAUCAUCUUCUCUACUAAAGGAGAUGUUCCGCUUGCUAAGAAGCUGUCUGGUGGAGACUACGACGGCGAUAUGGCCUGGGUCUGCUGGGAUCCGGAGAUCGUUGAUGGUUUCGUCAAUGCAGAAAUGCCUCUGGAGCCCGACCUGUCUAGGUACCUAAAGAAGGACAAAACGACCUUCAAACAACUUAUGGCCUCACACGGCACGGGCUCAGCGGCCAAAGAGCAGACUACAUACGAUAUGAUCCAGAAGAGCUUCCAUUUCGCCUUGCAGCCCAACUUCUUGGGCAUGUGCACUAACUACAAAGAAAGACUCUGUUACAUCAACAACAGUGUGUCUAACAAGCCGGCCAUUAUUCUUAGUUCACUGGUGGGAAACCUCGUCGAUCAGAGCAAGCAAGGUAUUGUCUUUAAUGAAGCAAGCUGGGCUCAAUUGCGUAGGGAACUGCUUGGCGGUGCAUUGUCCCUUCCUGACCCAAUGUACAAGAGCGACAGUUGGCUCGGGCGCGGAGAGCCUACCCACAUUAUUGACUACCUGAAAUUCUCCAUUGCCAGGCCUGCGAUUGACAAGGAACUGGAAGCCUUCCACAAUGCCAUGAAAGCGGCCAAGGACACAGAAGACGGCGCUCACUUUUGGGAUCCGGAUCUCGCUUCCUACUACACAUUCUUCAAGGAAAUUAGCGACAAGUCGCGGUCGUCCGCACAGCUUUUCACGACUCUGAAGAACCGUAUCGGCGAAGUCGAGAAAGAAUAUGGCAGGUUGGUCAAAAACAAGGAGAUGAGAGACAGCAAGGACCCCUACCCUGUCCGCGUCAACCAGGUUUAUGAAAAAUGGUGCGCCAUCACGCCCGAGGCCAUGGACAAAUCCGGAGCCAACUAUGAUUCUAAGGUGAUCAGGUUGCUGGAGCUUUCCUUCCUCGCGGACCGCGAAAUGAAUACAUGGGCAUUGCUGAGGGCUAGCACGGCUUUCAAGCUGUACUACCACAAGAGCCCCAAGUUCGUGUGGCAGAUGGCGGGCAGACAGCUCGCGUACAUUAAGGCGCAGAUGACGAGCAGACCCGGUGAAGGCGUCCCGGCGUUGAUGACCGCGUUCAUGUAUGCGGGCUUGAUGCCGGAUAAGAAGUUUACGAAGCAGUAUGUGGCCAGGCUGGAGGGCGAUGGAUCGGAGUACCCUGAUCCGGAGGACUAUGAAGUGCUGGGCGAUGAUAAUUUUGAUGGAAUUGGUUUCACAGGGAAUGGCGAUUAUUAGUCGGGUUGCUUGGAGGGGGCCGUUGCAUCCUUAUUUUUCCGAUUUUCCGAGUCUUUGGUGCUGGGAAUGGGAAUUUUCUGACCAUGUUCCUUCCCU
Neurospora hispaniola is the source of this 4436-nucleotide messenger RNA. RefSeq names its product RNA dependent RNA polymerase-domain-containing protein. Gene Ontology annotation, molecular function: RNA-directed RNA polymerase activity. NCBI's taxonomy places the organism in Eukaryota, Fungi, Ascomycota, Sordariomycetes, Sordariales, Sordariaceae. Gene Ontology annotation, biological process: siRNA processing. The coding region runs from base 132 to 4340 and encodes 1402 amino acids. Gene Ontology annotation, cellular component: nuclear RNA-directed RNA polymerase complex. The record is from RefSeq and is a predicted model, not a curated record. The transcript has 2 exons.